This is a messenger RNA of Neurospora hispaniola, 3215 nucleotides long. RefSeq lists its product as uncharacterized. The transcript has a single exon. The record is from RefSeq and is a predicted model, not a curated record. Bases 125 to 3064 code for a protein of 979 amino acids. Lineage: Eukaryota; Fungi; Ascomycota; Sordariomycetes; Sordariales; Sordariaceae.
GUCCGUCACUCCGUCCCUUUCAGCUAUCCAAACAACUCAACUUCACCUUGCUUUGCCUCCAUCUUCCCUGCCUACUUUUUCUGAUUUGAAAAGCAGCGUCACAAGCCAAACAACAAACCGAACCAUGGAUCACAACAAUUACCACCAGUCAUUUAACCACCUUCCACACCCUCUGUACUUUAUUUCCGCAUCUCCAGUUCAUGCUUCCCCUCUUGGUAGUCCUCCAGAACCAAGAGACUACCACUACGCUCCAGCAUCACCAAGCGACUUUAUUUACAACUCCUCUGCCAUCGCCAAUAGCACCGCCAACGGCACAGCUAGCACUAGCACGGGUACUAGCAUCUUUGAUCGUCCCUCCCGCCCUUCUUCUUCUUCUUCUUCUUCUUCUCGUUCUUUAUUCUCCAUCUCUAACGAGCGGGUAUUUGGUUAUCCACCUGCGGGAGUAGAGUACAGCGGCCCUUCUACUGGGGCUGUGGAGCGGUCGGUUUUGGAUUAUUUGGAGGUACCUGGGGUACCGACAUCAAGUCUACCACAACCUACACCAGGUUUUGAGGAGCAUAGACGCCAGCGGCAAUCAACAACAAUGAACAUGGGGCCAGGACCAAGUAAAUCGGUGCCGCCUGCGUUGUCGUUGGGUCGUGAAAGAGGGAGUAAUGCUAGUUCCAGUGAGGAGACAGUGGUGAUUAAGCGGGAGGAGGGAUCGCUUAGUCCUGUUUGGGUGUCGAUACCGCUAGGGCAGAGGGUGGAGAGGUGGGUGCCGCGGGUGACACAGGGAAAAGAGGGAAAACAGAUUAAGCAGGUGGAAGGAGAUGGGGGAAUGGACAAUGGGAUCAGUGGCGGUAGGACCUGGGGGAAAAGGGGGGAGGGGGUGGUAAUGGAGAGGGUUGUGAUGCCACCACCAACGGUGCAAAGUAUGGGUGGGGACGUGGGCAGUAUGGAGAUGGGAAUGGGCAUGGAACCAACAAUAAUGCCCAAGAUGGGCCUGUUCAAACCCAUCAGGUGGGAUGGGCCGUCUUCUUCUUCUUCUGCUUCGAAGACUAAAGCGAGGAGGGUACGUGCCUGGGAAACCUUGGAAGGAGAUUGUGGGAAUGAUCAUUUCCGACGGACUUGUGGAAAUCAAGACGGAAACGGAAAUGGAAACGAAAACGGCAAUAGAAACCGAAACGACGAAACCGAAGACGAAAAGGUUUCUGACGCCCCCAUCUCUCCUCAUUCUCGCUCCCCAAAGAGACUCAAAACCUCCUCCCGAUCAAGAUACACCUUUUGUCCAGGUCCAGCAGAAACAGAAACAAAAACAGACACGGAAAUAAAGCAAGAACCAGGCCUCUCACCGCCACCAUCCGCUAUUUUCGCUCAAAUUCCCAGAAAUCCCUUCGAUGCCGUCCCAAGCAACAGUGGCUAUGAAUCCUCCGGCCAAUAUGACGAUUCCCUUUCUCCGCGAAGUAUCAGCCCUUUGACUCGGGUGCCGACACCUCGUCGUGUGCUGUUCACCACUACUCCGAACCGGAUCAUGACUGGAACAAGAGAAACGACUCAGCCUUCACUAAGGGCGGUGAGUAAGCAGUUGAAGAAGAGGAAUCGGGAGAUGGCGCUGGGGCAGCAGGGUCGGGAGGAUAAUCGAGAAGUGAGUCGGGAACGAAGUGACGAAGCGAGUCGGGAACCAAGAAAGAAACGAAGAGGAGAGGGGGGAUGGAGUUUACCUGGCGGUAGUCAGGGACAGACUCACGGUGCUUCACUGCAGCAGCAGCAGCAACACCGAGGAUCUUCAGAAGAAAGAGAAAAAGGCUGGACAACAACCAUCUCAGGCAGCAGUGAAGAAGGGGAAGUAAGCAGUUACUACGAAAACAGUUACAGUUAUAGCUGCGGUCAACAGGAAAGGCGGGAUAGGGAUGACGCUGCUGCUGCUGCUGCAUCAAGUAAUAAUGCCCUUUCUUGUACCGAUCAAGAAGAAGAAGAAGAAUGGUGUCGCCCUUUUUCAUUCUCAUCGUCGGCACCCGUCUCUUUUGAGACGUCAGCGAGAUAUGGUGAUUAUGUAUCCGCUCCUCCGUCACUGUCGGUUUCCCAACUGAAGGGGGAGGAAUACCGGCAAGCUAUUAUACAAAUGGUGCAAGACACUUGUCUUGAGGCUAGCAAGAGGUAUAUCAGGGCUCAUUGUGUGAAUAGGGGGGCCCGUGACGGGGGCGGUAGUCCCGACACUAGUCCUGCUCCCCGCCAAACUGUCUCGACACGAUCGGCCCGCAAGGCAAGAAGGAAGCAUAAACUUGAAUCCCGUCAGGCAUUUUCCUCUUCCUUUUCAUCCUCCUCCUCCUCACCAGAAUCUUCACCAGCACCAGCACCUUCACAGCAACGACGCAAAGGUAAAGGUAAAAGCAAACGACAAAACCGAACCAAAAAGCGAACAACCGCCACCACCACUCCUCCCUCCUCUUCGUCCUCCUCUUUUAACUCACCCCAUCACCAACCUCCCCCCGAAAUCCAUUUAAGAGAUGCCCUCCUCCCCAACAUCUCCCAAAUCUGCACCCUCCUCUGGUCGCGCUCGCAGUCUCUCCGACUGCACGACACCGACAGCAUCGAGCUGCAUACCGCGCGAAACAUGUACUGGCUUUUAUCGUGGGCGGAGACCGUGGCUUUUGCCGUUGCUGUUGCUGCUCCCGCCGCCAUCUCGGAUGCUGGUAUGUCACCGUGUACCUCGGUGGAUUCACUAUCAUCAUCAUCAUCAUCAUCUGUUGCUGCCGCUAGUGUCCCUGGCGGUCCCUGUCUUGAAGAAGAAGAUUUGGGUGUACAAGGGGAGUGGUAUCGAUCUUCUUCUUUUUCUUUGCGGCGGAGAAAAAGGGAGUGGGAAUGGGACUGGGAGUGGGAGGGUUUUGGGGAGGGGGUGAGUGAGGAGGGGGAUAAGGCUAAAGGAGGGUUUGAGAGCAGAAAUGGGAAAGCGGUUUGGGAACAGCAACGCAUAGAAGAAAUGAUGAAGAGGGUGUUUGACGAGGGAGGCAUGCUUUGUGAGUUUCUGGGGUAUGGGGAGGGGGUGGAGAGGUUGGGUAGGGUUAGGGAGUUUUGUGGGUUUUGACGGAAUUCAUUCAUGGACUACUUGGGUUGGUUCCUAUCUAGAAUUUGCGGCAUUUUGAGGUAGUAGUGUUUCUGGUCAAGGAUGGAAUCUGGAUAUUGAGAAUUGGAUAGAAGAGAUUUUUCUUCAAAGAUCGUCAAUGUGGUAACUGAAG